Messenger RNA from Pocillopora damicornis (cauliflower coral), 2648 nucleotides. RefSeq lists its product as uncharacterized. The record is from RefSeq and is a predicted model, not a curated record. NCBI's taxonomy places the organism in Eukaryota, Metazoa, Cnidaria, Anthozoa, Scleractinia, Pocilloporidae. Gene Ontology annotation, cellular component: early endosome; late endosome. Gene Ontology annotation, biological process: protein targeting to lysosome; endosome to lysosome transport; early endosome to late endosome transport. Gene Ontology annotation, molecular function: phosphatidylinositol binding.
UGUGAAACUGGCCUUUGUUAUAACUGGAUGUUUCUGGCGAUUAUUUUCGUUUUGGAGAACGCUCUCUCAUCAAUGCCAUUGGAAAAUUAAACUUGAAAAUCAUAGGCCGACCCAAUUCAAGUUUGCUCCAACUGAUAUAAGUGUCAUUCACAACGCUCGAGAAUCAACUUGCUUGGUUUGUUGUCGUUUACAUCUAAAAAUCUGUUCCUCGACUGAUUAUUUUAAUUUGUCAGAAUUAGCGAACAUUAAAAAAGAUCACUUGAGCAGCUUCAGCAAACUCUUUCAAGGUCUUUAAGCAGCUACAUAUUUUUGUAAAAGUUUUUAUUUCUUGUUCUUCUUGGCGCAUUGCAAUGCAUUGUAUUGGCCUUUGGCUCAUAUUGUGUCCAUAGCAAUUUAAAUUCUGAGUAAAUAUUGACAAAGGGCGAUUUAUGUUAAGGUUAAAAAUUAUUUAGAGUGGUUAUUCUUUUGGCAUCGUCAGAAGCAGAUCGUUAUUUGGCAAAUAACAUUUUUUAAAAUUGUCGAGACCAUUUUUAUUGUUGUUUCUCUGUAUUUAGCCCUUACGCUAAAAAAAUUGUAAAAAAAAGUUUUACUUUAAAAGCAAAUGUCGCCAAGAGCUUUUGCAUGGGAUUUGGCCAAUAAGUUAAAUAUAACACUGAUAAUAAAAUCCAUACACUUUGCACUAAAACAAUUUGCUCUUGUAAUAAAGAAUAUAUUGUAAAAUUCUGCUAACGGAGAAAUUGUGAAAUCUGCUUUUGUCAUUCAUUCAGAAUUUUCUAGUUUUCUAUCGAAAACUAUGAAAACAUUAUGAACGGCUUGACAUAACAACUACCACGAGUGCGUAUUGUUUGCUGUUUCGCGAGGCGUAUCCAAGCACAUCCAAAUCUAAUUUGAAUUGGAAAUUGGGCUGUCGAUGAGUAAAUAUUCUGAAUUCAGAAUGAAAACACAUCCGAUUAUUUUCCUUUCGUAAUUUAAAGAGGUGUUUAUUCAAAGGUAACGCAACACACGAAGUACAGUAAGUUUUUUAAAUACCGAUGGAAACCGAAAUAUUAAGGUUUUGAAAUUUGUAUUUGGUUCAAAGUACAGAUGGAGUGUUAAAUAUCUGUACAGCGCAUAUGGCUGAAAAAACAUCCAACGAUUCAGAGGACAACAGAAAUACAUUUGAGUCUUUCCAACCGAUCGAGGAAAUUGAUAUUCACGCGCCGAUUGUUGGUUAUGAAGUGGUGGAAGCGAGAAAAAGAUUCACAGUUUAUCAGAUCUUUGUCCAACUUGGAGGCGAGCGAAAUUGGCAUGUUUUCCGAAGAUAUUCCGAUUUUGUCCGUAUGGACGAAGCAUUAAGAAAGUUAUUCACAGAUUUUCACGCUACCCUUCCGCCUAAAAAAUAUUGGGGCGAUAAUUUUGACCCUUCUUUCAUAGAAAUGAGAAAACAAGGUUUGCAAGAGUACAUCGAUAAUGUGUUAAUAAGGCAGGAAGUUAUUACCUCGCAACCGGCGGCGGAGUUCUUCUGCUUCGACGAUCCGCCCGGACCUUAUGACAGUCUUGAGGAGAGCCGAGCAUUCAUUGAAACGUUGGAAGACACAGUAACCGAUAUGAGAACCAGGCAAAGUGAACUACAAUCGGAGAUUAAGCUGGUCAAGUCACAGCUUCGCCAGUCUCAGGCUCAAAAACAAGCCUUGUUGAUAGCUUUGCGCUCCGAACGCGUUUUGAACGGAAAGCCAUCACAUGAUGACGACGAUGCGCAAUUGUUGUCGGAAUAUUCACGGCUGCCGGAGGUGGCACAACUUGACUUUAAACUCUUUUCGAGGAGUAGCUCGAGAGUUAACGGAGAACACUCAAGGCAGCAAACGAAUCGUUUGAGAUCAAGCCGGUUUCCAACUUCAACAGCAGCAAGUCAGUGGGACAUUCGAGUUGAAACCACCGAAGGGUUGGCAAAGCGAACAUCGCCUUUUACGGGCAGGCGAACCCAAUCUACUUCAGAUUUAACACAUUCACAAAAUUACAGAAAGCGAAACGUGUCACAUUUGCCUUCGAAAUCAGGCAGUCGUGGCAAUUUGACUUUGUUAGACAAAUUCAUGACACAAAGCACAGACGCAUUGCAGUUUAUAAGGGACAGUGUUCGACAGAAAUUAGGGCCAACGGAGAACACCGAAUCUACUGCCGCAACUAACAAAUGAACUGAAAGCAAUUUUCAGUUCCAGUUCAUGUUGUGCUGAAAAGCGAAACAUUUGAUGCAGAGAGAGAAUCUUUUUUGAAAUCCUUAUUUAAGAAAUUUAAGGAAAAAGAAUCCAGUACGACUGGCCAAUAAAAUAAUUAUUUCGGAUAUUACUCAAUUUUCAUAGAACACAACAAAGUAUUAACAUGACCGACAGUGAGGAGAAACCGCAGAAGUUAUUUUUAAGAUAUGGAGAUUUCAAUACGUAAUACGGUGUAAAGAGAUCAAUUACAUUAAUUUAAAGAUUAUAAUACUGAAAGUUCUACACGGUUCAGAACGGUUCCUGAAAGUGGCUGCUAUUUGAAGUGUAAAAUUAUAGAUUCUUUUAUGGCCACAGCAUCCACAAAUGCCAAAUAAAAAGAGACUAAUUAUUCUUUAAUGCAAAUAUUCAGCUCAUAAAGAAAUCAGUAGACUAGAAAAAUAAAAUUUGAGAUGUCUA